CUUCGGACAGAAAUUCCGAAACAGCACAAGUAUCAGCAGAAAAGAUCAGGAAAGGAUGAGAAUAGCGUCACUUGGAUUCUGUUUCUCCGAACGAGAAUUUUGGAUCGAAAUUAUUUAUUUUGUCUCCUGGCAAGUUUGAAGAAAAAUGUCGACAACAGUAGGGAGACCGAGUAAUGAAAUAGCUUCCUGCCAAGUUUGUCACAGCACCGAACGAACCCGCCUGUACUUUGGCAUCACCUCCUGCGCAGCUUGUGCUGCAUUCUUCCGAAGAUCCGAUGGGAUUCGCUACAUGUGCACUGCAACUAACAGCUGCACUAUUUCUCAUGAUAUGAAGUUCUUCUGCAGAGCAUGCAGAUACACCAGUUGUAUUCGAGCCGGGAUGGUCAUGAGCCGUAAUGCUUUAGCUACUGCUAGAAAAGCACCGAACAACAUAAUACCACGGGAGCCCACACCAAGAAGCGUGCCGUCACUUGAGGAAGUAGACGGGUUCAGCAAGAUCCUGAACAUUUCCAACGGGGAUUUGCUCAAGUAUUAUGUGAAAGAAGUGGAGAGCAUAAUGGCUCAGCAGAGAUAUGGGGAGCAAAAGAACGCUCUCCAAGUGAAGUCAGUGAACGAUCUUAUGAUUGUCACCGCCUACCAAGAAGGAACAUCCCUGGAAUCGUGCUUCAACUGCCCUGGAGUAGAUAUACUGUAUAAUGAAGACGUUGAGGUUGUGCACAAGUACUUCAAGUUCUCGAACACCUGGAUUGAUUCACUCCUUGCACCUACUUCCCCACUGGAUCCUAGCUGUAACGAAAGAAUCUCUGAGUUCAUCCAUCUACUCAAGUCAACUCUGGGGAGCACACUUGCCCAGCUUAACCUGAACAUCAUUGAAUACGCAGCCUUCAAGUCAUUUUGCAUCUGGAAGCUUGUGUAUCACAAAACAAGCAUUUCAAUGAAGAUUGUGGCUCAGGAGCAUUAUGAAGGAGUUACAAGUGCUCUUAGGAAGUAUUAUAGGAAGAACAUUAAAAUGAGUGAAUUGGAAAUGGCCACAAGAAUCGGGGAUAUCACACUGCAAAUCAUCACUGUAUCGAAUCUCUACAAUGACAUGGCUCGGAUGUAUCAUCAAACUGGGCUUCAACUAUGAUGCUAUGAUUGAAAAAAACUUCUCAAUCCCCAAUGAAAAGUGAAGCUGUCGAAAGUGAAACCUUAUUCACGUGGUUUUAAUAAUACAAAUAUUUAAUGAAUCCUGAAAUUGUUAUCAUUGCUGAAUUUUUCUUUUAAAUUGUGCAUAACAAGUAGUUAAAACUCUGUAUUAAAAAUCUGUAUAGUUUCAGAAAAUUUUAUUAACCUGAUUUUCAGCUAGCAGACUUUUUUGGAGCAUGCUUCAUGUUUACAGUGAAUUUUGUGAGUACUUGAAAUCAUGUUAAUUAUCUAAUUAACACAAUUGUGAAUUUGAAAAAGUCAACCCAUUUAGUUAGAGCUUAUCUUAAAUCUUUAAAGCACAAUUCUGAACAAGUAAGCUUCCUUGAUAGUUCUGGACCAUUUUUACUAUAAAACUUC
This is a messenger RNA of Caenorhabditis elegans, 1542 nucleotides long. It is a transcript of the gene nhr-73, whose product is annotated as Nuclear receptor domain-containing protein. Lineage: Eukaryota; Metazoa; Nematoda; Chromadorea; Rhabditida; Rhabditidae. Gene Ontology annotation, molecular function: sequence-specific DNA binding; DNA binding; zinc ion binding. The transcript is spliced from 7 exons. Gene Ontology annotation, cellular component: nucleus. The coding region runs from base 146 to 1126 and encodes 326 amino acids. The record is from RefSeq and is marked reviewed. Gene Ontology annotation, biological process: DNA-templated transcription; regulation of DNA-templated transcription.